Messenger RNA from Knipowitschia caucasica, 210 nucleotides. Lineage: Eukaryota; Metazoa; Chordata; Actinopteri; Gobiiformes; Gobiidae. The record is from the annotation of a GenBank genome assembly.
AUGCCGCCUCGAAAGAGGAACCGGCCGGGCCUGGGCCUUCUGUGCUGCUUCGGGAGCAGUGAGCCUCCAGAGAUCAACCUGAAGGACAGUGUUCCCCUGCAGCUGCUGGAGUUCAGCGCCCCCAUGCCUCCGGCCGAGGAACUGCACGCUCGCUUCUCUGAGCUGGUGGUGAUGUUCGAGAUGGACACCUGCCGCCGGGAUCUGUGGUGA